Messenger RNA from Chionomys nivalis (European snow vole), 1080 nucleotides. Its product is annotated as M-phase-specific PLK1-interacting protein-like. The record is from RefSeq and is a predicted model, not a curated record. The transcript has a single exon. Bases 1 to 537 code for a protein of 178 amino acids. NCBI's taxonomy places the organism in Eukaryota, Metazoa, Chordata, Mammalia, Rodentia, Cricetidae. Gene Ontology annotation, cellular component: midbody; nucleus; centrosome.
AUGCACCGAACUAAUUUGCGACCACCAACUUCUCCGUAUCCCGGCCCGGGUGUAGGAGGCUGGGGUAGUGGAAGCAGCUUCCGGGGUACCCUGGGCAGGGGGCCGCGGCCGCCCUCCCCACGGGACUGGUACGGGAGUCCGCACCAGACUCCGCCUUGCGGGCCCCGGGCUAGGCCCAACUGGAGUAACCACUCUCCGCGGCUGGGCGGCAGCUUCUCGGGGACCCACUUCGGGUCUUCGUCCCCGGGCGGCUACCCAGGCUCCUACUCCAGGUCCCCUGUGGGAUACCAGCAUCAGUUCGGCUACUCCCCAGGGCAGCAGCAGACCCACCCCCAGGGUUCUCCAAGGACAUCUACACCAUUUGGAUCAGGGCGUGGUAGAGAAAAAAGAAUGUCUAAUGAGUUGGAAAGUUAUUUUAAGCCUUCAAUGCUUGAAGACCCUUGGGCUGGCCUAGAACCAGUGUCUGUAGUGGAUAUAAGCCAACAGUACAGCAAUACGCAAACAUUCACAAGCGAAAAAGGAAGAUACUUUUCUUAACUUUUCUGAAAUUCAACUGGAAGCUUCAUGUGUCAGGAGCAUCUUGGACAGAACUUUACACAACUUGUGUAAAUGAGUUGAACCCAAAGAUGCCUGUGCUACGUGGUGGUGGCAUACACCUUCAACGCCAGCACUGGGAGGCAGGCAGGCGGAUCUGAGUGUGAGGCCAGCCUGGUCUACAGAGUGUGUUUCAGGACAGCCAGGGCUACACAGAGUAACCCUGUCUCAAAAAAAGAAAGAAGAUGCCUGUGAUCAAGGGAUCACAACUAUUUAAUCUUUCUCCCAUUUUACAAAAGAAACCAAUGGUAAAAUUUGUUUUCCAAAAUGGGCUCAACAGUAUUUCAAGUCCCAUAUACUCUUGCAGAAUUCUGCCACUUCCCUAUCAAGAAGAUGUGUCGUUUUGAACUUUAUCAGACAUUUCUUACUGUCCUGAUUAAAGGAGUAUGAUGAAGUUUAUUUUUAUUAUGAGUGAAACAUUUCAUACAGACUGUUACACUUGCAUAUGGAAAUGUUCAGAAUCCAGAUGUUUUGACCAGUAAAGGA